Molecule: messenger RNA, 1269 nt
Organism: Aspergillus tanneri
Lineage: Eukaryota; Fungi; Ascomycota; Eurotiomycetes; Eurotiales; Aspergillaceae
Gene: ALG5
Product: dolichyl-phosphate beta-glucosyltransferase
Exons: 4
Coding region: 1-1269 (422 amino acids)
Cellular component (GO): endoplasmic reticulum membrane
Source: RefSeq, a predicted model, not a curated record
AUGGAACAAGAAGCGUGGGCCUCGGUUUGUGUCCAUUGCACCAGCCUCCUGGUAAAUGUUCCGGCAUACGUCCUUCUAGUUACUCUGGUAGCGACACUUGCGGGGGCUUUGGUUCUGACCUACGUCAUUGUCCUCAUCGUUGCCCCAGUACCGCGAAGUCCCCUACCAGAAGAAAAGCGAUACCGAACCCUCUCUAAAGAGGGAUCGAUCACGGAAUCCCAGCAGCUGCCCUGCUGGCAAGAUGCCCUUAAAAAACGAACGCGGCGUAUGCCGGAUCACACCGCUAUGGAAGAAGCGGAACUAUUCAUGUCCCUCGUAGUACCAGCUUACAAUGAGGAGGACCGCCUAGGAGGUAUGUUGGAAGAAGCGGUAAAUUAUCUAGAGCGAAUGUAUGGAAUAUUACCGAAUUACUCCAACGAGGAUAAAGAAAGGACGGCUCGGCAGAGGAAAGCAGUCAAGGGGCCGAUGAACGGCCCGGCAGCAAAUCACUGGACGCACGACAUCCGGGGCUGGGAAAUUAUCAUCGUAUCCGACGGGUCCAAAGAUAACACGGAAGAGGUCGCGUUCACCUUUGCUCGGGAUCAUCAGCUCUCAUUACAUCCCAAGGGCUACGCAGGUCCUUGGACACCAAGCACCCAGGAAGGAGUCCAUAUCCCCCCGGGGACAAUCCGAGUAGUGACGUUGACGACAAAUCGAGGCAAGGGCGGCGCUGUCACCCAUGGCAUGAGACAUGUCCGUGGACAGUACGUAGUAUUUGCUGACGCAGACGGAGCAAGCAACUUUGAAGACUUGGGAAAGCUGGUCUCCGCCUGUGAAGAGAUUGAGGAUUCUGAGGGACGUGGCGUAGCAGUGGGUUCCCGAGCACAUAUGGUUGGGAGUGAAGCGGUUGUCAAGCGCUCGAAACUCCGCAACUUCUUGAUGCAUUCCUUCCAUUUGAUCCUAUGGCUCAUGACACCCUCUAAGACGGCUACAAUCAAAGAUACCCAGUGCGGUUUCAAGCUGUUUUCCCGAUCAUCCCUACCAUACAUUAUCCCGUACAUGCAUUCGGAAGGCUGGAUUUUCGACGUGGAGAUGCUUAUGCUUGCUGAAUUUGCGGGGAUCUCAGUGGCUGAAGUUCCUGUUGGUUGGAGGGAGGUCAAAGGGAGCAAACUGAAUGUGCUUCGCGACAGCAUUGGGAUGGCUUGGGGACUUGCGGUGCUGCGAGCCGCGUGGUCGCUUGGUAUCGGACCCGAUUUCCUCCUCGAAGCUGCCUUUGACGAACAGCAAUGA